GACUCGUCAUUAUCGCAUAUCGUCAAAGCACAACGUCUUCAUUUGAUCAGUUUUACAUCCUACAAUAAGAUCUCGUAAUCAUGACUAACACUUAUUCAUGUGUGCAAAUUUCAACACUGAGAAAGUUAAAUAUUGAUUCAGUCGAGUGAUUCAGUGAUUUGAUCACCAUAUUUAUUAUAUUCUAAAUUUCACACGUUGUCUUCAAUGUUUCUAUUCCCAGGUUCAGUGUUGGGUUCGUUAGAAAUCCUCGGCAAUCCAGCUGGUUUGUUACGCAAUAUUGGUAGUGGUGUUGCCGAUUUCUUUCGACUACCAUAUGAAGGUAUAAUACGAGGACCCAGUGCUUUCGUGACUGGUGUGACGAGUGGUACAUCAUCGUUAGUGAAGCAUGUCUCCACGGGUACUAUCACCUCGAUUACUAACUUUGCAAGCAGUGUUGCUAGAAAUAUGGACAGACUAUCCCUGGAUCCAGAUCACUUGAUGCGACAAGAAGAACACCGGAAGCAAAUUCCAGAGAGGAUAAGUGAAGGAUUAAAACAAGGAUUAAGCGGAUUUGGAAUUAGUCUUCUUGGUGCUGUGGCUGGUGUAGUGGAUCAACCAAUACAGAGCUGGACAAAGUCAUCCUUACCUACCACACGGACACAGAAAGCUACAGGAGUCCUGUCUGGUGUUGGCAAAGGGUUGGUUGGUGCUGUUGUCAAGCCUAUUGGUGGUGCUGCUGAGUUUGUGUCUCAAACUGGACAAGGUAUACUACAUGGUGCUGGUUUGGUUGGAAUACCCAAAGCAAGAUUUAUGCCAUGCUCAGAACAAGCUGCUAUGGCAACGAACGGAUAUGUCAAAUAUGUCUGGAAAAUGUUACAAACACUGCCAAGUGCCGCCAUCUUGAUGCAUCUCGACAUCACCAUAGUAACCUACCAUGGACUACAUCAUAGUGGAUGUCUGCUGUUGACACCAGAUGUGUUGUUUAUAGUGAGUACAAGCGAAGAUACGCAACAACAAGCGUACCCGUUAACUGAGAUUACAUGCUAUAAGCAGAGUACUGAUAGCGGUAUAUUGUGUAUCGCGUUGAAACAAGCAAUAACACCGUGCACAGCUGAAAAAGAAGAGACAUCUAACAGAGUUGCUGAUUUUGUAGAUGCUACUUCCGGCCAUGCUGGCCGUGAUGUUAUUCCACAGCCGUCACAGAGCUCAGACACAACGUCUGAGCAGUCGCCUCCAUCCGGGACUGACCAAGUAACAAUAAAGUCUUACAAAUAUCUUGUUGAUCCAAGGUUUCGGGACACUUUCAUUUCACUGUUCAAUCAAGCUAAGAGAAAGCUUGAGGGAAAAGGAUUCAAUGUGGAUGAGACUGGAAAAACCACAUUUAGUAAAUUCCAUCUUUGGCAUACAAAGACAAAGAAAAAACUUGAUGACAUUGAUUCUAUGUAA
This is a messenger RNA of Saccoglossus kowalevskii, 1425 nucleotides long. RefSeq names its product intermembrane lipid transfer protein VPS13B-like. NCBI's taxonomy places the organism in Eukaryota, Metazoa, Hemichordata, Enteropneusta, Harrimaniidae. The record is from RefSeq and is a predicted model, not a curated record.